Molecule: messenger RNA, 713 nt
Organism: Lasiosphaeria miniovina
Lineage: Eukaryota; Fungi; Ascomycota; Sordariomycetes; Sordariales; Lasiosphaeriaceae
Exons: 2
Coding region: 330-713 (127 amino acids)
Source: RefSeq, a predicted model, not a curated record
ACUAUGCCUCAACUAGUUCCAUUCUAUUUUUUAAAUGAAGUAACUCAACAACGAUUGAAAGCCGACGACAGGUAGUGCUUUUAACCACGGCCACCUGUCUGCUUGGAGCUCCUGCUCUGGGAUCUUAGUUAGUCCUCAAAUCUGCCUUACCCACUGUUUUAGCCUGUCUCCAACGUAGUCCCUUGUCCUCGCAACUGCUUGCGAUUGCAGCGGGAAAAAUGUAAGUUUCCCGCAUUAGGGUUUGAGUUGGCUCAUUUCACACUGCUCUCACUCGCCAAGAGACCAGACGUGGCCGCUAGAUCAUAAGGUAUCCGUAUACUUGGAUCAGCAUGUCAGCAGCUACUUCAAGAGCUCUGGCGUUGCGCUCGAGCUUCCAGACAGCUUGUCGUCGGCCUGUCCAGAGCCAAUUGAUUCGGCCUCUUGGUCGGAUGGGCUACGCCAGUGCCCAGGGUAAGGCUGCCAAGUCGAGCGACAUGCCAUGGAAUUGGUAUCCCGGCCGCUAUUUACCUCUGGACCAGCGGCUCCAAGAAGAACAGCCAUGCCACCCAUGCCAGCCACGGCAAGGGACACAAAGAAACCAAGGCCGAAUCAGAAAGGGCUCGGAUGAUUCUAAGCCAGCAAAGGAGAGCUCCGAAAAAGAGUCUUCCAAGGCGAACCCCAGCGAGGAAGAGAAGCCAAAGGAGUCCGAUAAUUUGAGCAAAAGCAAGCGGUGA